This is a messenger RNA of Peronospora matthiolae, 1299 nucleotides long. The record is from the annotation of a GenBank genome assembly. NCBI's taxonomy places the organism in Eukaryota, Oomycota, Peronosporomycetes, Peronosporales, Peronosporaceae.
AUGCACGCGGGAAUCAACUACGAGCGCUACCUCGCUGAAAUUGACGUCACGGACGAGGACAUGAGAAGCUGGAAAGCCAAGUUCUGGACCGACAACAAGUGGCUGCCUUCCUUCUCCGAAGAGCGUAGCUUGGAUACGACGGACGAAGAUCUGCGUCAACGGAUUUUCAUGAGCAAGCAAGAUGUCGCGGAAGCGCAGGCUGCCAAUCCACUCGCAAAUUUCUCCAUCAUGACCCCGUUCUCAGCGCUCACGAAAGAGGAGUUUGCCACCAAGGUCCUCAACGCGUACGUCCACGUUAACAUCACAGAGCCAACUGCUCCAGCAACACCCACGCGAUCACUGCGUGACAAGGAAACGUCCUCGAUCGCGAGCAUCCAAGACUUGAUUGACACGUUGCAAAACAGCAUCCAGGAGCAAACGGGAGAGUCGUGGACACCUGGUACGGUGAAACCUGUUCUGGACACGACUGCAAACGAAGUGGACACUUCGAUUGCAAAACAAGUGCAUUGGAAACAACCUGCCCCAGCCCCAGCUCCUUUGACGCAAGCUCCAACACCCGCUCCUGAACCCAAGUCCGCGACUCGCCAACCUGUCGUUGAGCCCGUGGUGAAGCAGGAUCAAGUCUCAGUUCAAGUGGAUGAACCCAUCGCCAAUACCGCAAACUCAGUCGACUGGUCUACCACUCCAUGCGGGUCUCCCGUUCAAAGCCAAGGUGAGUGUGGCUCGUGCUGGGCGUUUGCUUCCGUGACUGCCGUCGAGUCGCUGGAGUGCAUCAAACUUGGUCAAUCGAAGCUCAACAGCUACUCAAAGCAGCAACUAAUCAGCUGCGACGCGAAGAACAUGGGCUGUAGUGGCGGUGCCCCAGCAUACGCUUUCGACUACAUUAAGAAGAACGGCCUUUGCUUGGAAAGCGCGUAUCCCUACACGCUACAAAAAGGCGGUUCCACGUCCUGCUCGACAAGUUGCUCCAAGAGGCAAACGGGCAUCACUGGAUACGAAAAGCUGGACGAAGGCGACGACGCGGCGCUCAUUGACGCACUCAAGUUGCAGCCGAUUGUCGCAGCAGUUGCAUCGGGUAACGCAGCUUGGAAGCAGUACACUGGUGGGAUCCUCUCGAGCUGUGAGACCUCCUCGCUUGACCACGCCGUGGUCGUUGUGGGCUACGACGACACUACGAUCAAGAUCCAGAACUCGUGGGGUGAGAAUUGGGGCGAGGCGGGAUACAUCCGACUGCAACGCACUUCGUCCAGCUCGGGUACUUGUGGCUUGCUCGAGGACAUGUCUCGUCCCACGAUGUAG